Molecule: messenger RNA, 2790 nt
Organism: Leishmania mexicana MHOM/GT/2001/U1103
Lineage: Eukaryota; Euglenozoa; Kinetoplastea; Trypanosomatida; Trypanosomatidae
Exons: 1
Coding region: 1-2790 (929 amino acids)
Source: RefSeq, a predicted model, not a curated record
AUGUCUCAACUGCCUCCGCAUGACAGCUGUCGCGUUCGGCGACGCCCCCGCCUCCCAUCGACGGGGCCACAGAGCAUCAGCAGCAGUGCGAGACUGUCAUCACGGCCGCGCACGGAGGCAUUCGAAAAUGCGCCGCCACUGGUGUCGCCAAUCGUGUCGCCGCCUGCCACACCGGUGGUAGCCGCGGUGCGGGAGCGCUGCUCCAACACGCCGCCGCCGGUAGGGUGGCAGUACCCAUCUUGCAGUCGCUGCCUCGUCUGCGGACAGCUCGGGUGUGACUUGUGCAGCGUCAAAGUCGACCCCGCCGCCACGAAGCAGAAGCUGGAAAGCCUGCGUCUCAACACGCCGUACGAGCGCGCAAAGCUCGCCCGCAGCACUGAGGAGCUGCGCAGCGAAGAGAGCCGUCAGCGAGCGCGGCUGGCGGGGCGGUACGAGUCGUGGCUGGAGGACCUCCGUACGGUCGAGUUGAUUCGACGGCACGCUGUGCGUGUUGUAAUGCACGAGGCCGCGUACCGACAGCAGCUUUGCACGGAGGAGCAGGCGCAGCGUGCGGUGUAUGUGGUUGCCGCCGAUCAACAUGUACUCCUACUUGCUCUGCAAUCGAGCGAGGUGGCUGCUCGUCAUGCGACGCUGGCGCGAGAGCGCGAGGGGUUUGCCAGGUUAUCCCAUCACUACGCCUACGCAGUGCAGGUGGUGCGGUUGCACCAACGCGAAGCCACGACACGUGAGGCGUUACGGUACAACGAGUCCUCGCAAUGGCAUCGGCUCCAGGCGCAGGAGGUCGAGUGCCGAAACCUCAUGGGUGAGCACGCAGCCGAGCAGCACCGGUUCUGCGAGAGCUGCUGGGAGAGCCGAGAGGAGCUCUGCCGCCAGCGCGUCGCUGGGCUGGAGAGCUUGGCGGCGCUAGCCGUUGCCCACCGUGAGAUGCUCCACCAACACGCUCAGCAGCGGUGCGUGCUGCUCGCGUCAGCCGAGCAGGGCAAGCGUGAUGUUCUAGCCGAGGAGGCCGCUACUCGCAUGCGACUGCGCGAAGAGAUGGUGGAGGAGGCGGACUACAUUGAAGAGCGCCAACGCAUCUUCGCGCGCCAACGAGCCACCCUCUGCAAAGCCGAGGCGUUGCAGCGGCAGGGGAUCCGCGAAGCGGCGGAACACGGCUACCACACCCUAUUUCUCGACAUGAGGGCGGACGAAGACAUCAUCCAUGCCGCCGAGGUGGAGCGGGCCGAUCGUCGUCGCUCUCACCUCCUCCUCGCAGUUGAGACUUUUUGCAACAUCCAGCGCGAAGAGGACGCCGCCUUCACUGCCCUGAUGAUCAGGGAACGUGACGAGGCCGCCGGCCGCCGAGUGUGGAUGGCGCAGAAGGCUGAGGCGAGGGCGGCACUAUGGCACCGCUGCGUGCACGAGAAGGAGUCUGUUGUCGGCGCUGAGGAAUUUCUCGCCCGCGAGGCGCUGCGCAAGGCUGCUGCGAGUGCUGAGGUUGCCGUGGCGGAGGAGAUUGUCGCGAAGGCGCGUGCGCGGGCCGAGUUGUGCGCCUGCUCCGAGAGUGCUGUUGGGGCGCUCGCGAGGGAGGAGCAUUGUGCCCGCGCUCGCUUGCUGUCACAAAUGGCCGCGCAUGCGGAGUUAGUGAUGCGCUGGUGUGAAACGAAGCGUCUCGAAAGACUGGCCUUUGCCAAUAGCGAGGCACCUCUUCGCAGCGCCAUCUGCCGGGAGGAGCAGGAUGACUGGCAGGGGUUCUGCAUCUCAUUUGCUCGCACAUGCAAGGCUGUUGAGGAGCGGGCUGCGCAGGAACACCAGGCUCGCGCCAAGGCAACGCGCAGCGCUCUUGACGCCAUGGAGCAGGUUGCCUGGGAGGAGGCGCAGGAGUGGAAAUACUUAUGCACUGAGGAGACGGAGCAGCGCUGCCGCGCAAUCGACGCCUUCCACUACCGCUGCCAAGUGGAACUCCUGUACGAGGAGACGCAACAACGUGCCUUCCUCGCUCGCGAUGAACUCUCAGACAGGGCAGCGGUGCGGGCAAAGACGGCACUCUUUGCGCGCUACGCAGCAGAAGCAGCCAUCGCCGCCCUCCAAACGCAGCGGUGCGAGGUGAUGGCAUUGGAGGACAGCGCGCGUGCCUCCCUCUACGAGCACGUCGCUGAGUGGUACGACUGGGUAGCGCGCGAGCAGCGUGAAGAGGAGCUGCGGCUCAUCGACGCAUUGGAGCGGCGCAUUCAGGAGGAGUUGCGGUCUCGUCAGGAGUACAUGCGAGAGGACGAGCGCUUGUACGACCCCGCUGAGUCUCUCGUGUUUGUGCGUGGCAACGCCGAGGAUGGCAGCCAGAGAACAGGGGGUGCGGCGGCGGCAGGCCUGAAGGCGGGGCACACUCACGACCUGCGCGGCGAGCUCGUGCUGCAAACCUUGGGGAACCCGGUCUGCGCUACCCCUCUCUCGGCCGCUGCCGUGGACUUCCUUGUCGCCGUCAUCGACCGCGCCGGGCAGCGCCGCGACGCCGCUCAAGAGCGCUUUGCCGCAGCGGAGCGCAAUGCUAGGGAGGCCUCCAGGAAGGUGCUGCAGCAUGAGCGCCUGUAUUCGGCAGAGAAGGAGAAGGAGGGGAUGUACGAGCUGUCCUCCCGCCGCGAGACAGAGGAGCGUGAGCGGCGCAUGCACCAGGAGACACUGGACAAAUCGCGCAGCCAACAGACGAUUGCCGCGGAGAAGCGCCGUCUUGCUGAGGUACAGGCGGAGCUGCUGCAGGAGCAGAAGAAGCUGGACGCGCUCAAGGGGGGCAUCAACAAGCAGUACAACAGAUGA